AUGCCCAAACAUCUAGAGAACUUUCCUUUACAUCCAGAACGAAACGAAAUCCGUCUCCUCACUAUCUUACCCAGCACAAAGGCUGAAUCCAUAAUCAGGUGCUCUCUCGAGUCUGUAUCACUGGACAAUAGGCCUGAGUUUGAGGCUAUUUCGUAUGUCUGGGGAGAUGCCUCGAAGAAGACAGAUAUAAUCAUCAAUGAUAUCCUCUUUUACGUGACACGGAGUGUGGAUAAAACGCUCCGUCUUCUUCGCCGUAAGUAUCGGCGACGAGUGGUAUGGAUCGACUUUGUCUGCAUCAAUCAGCAUGAUGUCCCUGAAAAGAACACACAAGUCCCAUUACUUGGGCGUGUUUAUGAAAGCGCGUCUGCGGUUAUUGCUAUGAUGGUGAAUAGUAACAUGGAUCUACGUGCUGCGAUUUCUUGGACAAAGGCAUGCGUGCCGGGCCGGAUCACUCAAGAAACUGGUGCAUGGCGUGUCCUGGACAAACUGAACAGAUACCGCCAGAGAGCUGAAGACCUAAGGGCGAUGCGGCUGCUCAACGCGUACGAACAAUUCCGACUCAUCAAGGAUGACCCUUACUGGACACGCAUGUGGACAUAUCAGGAAUACCAGCUGGCCAAUAGCUAUCCAACUUGCAUGAGUGGAACACUCACAUUCAAUGCUUACUCGAUGCUCGCAUUCGCCCGUGAGAGUCUAGUGCAGGCAUAUAGGAACGAUCAACAAUUUCAGGAGGCAUUUAGACGAAGGUAUGGUGAAGCAGAAUUCAGAAAGCUUUGGCUUCUUCGUGAGCCAACCGAGCGAUCCAAAAACGAGUAUACCCUAUAUCACUUUCAAAAGACAUGGCAUCGACAGUGCAAGGAUCCUCGAGAUAAAGUGUACGCACUUUACAGUCUGCUCCCUUCUCUACAAACCAAAUACCCGCCGGACUACAAUAAACCAGUUGAGCAGGUCAUGCACGAAACAACAGCAUAUAUCGUGACACAGAAAUGCCCCGGAGCUCUGAGCUCCUUCAAACUCUGGCAAAGGAAUCGUUCACCUGGUUUCUCAUCUUCUUAUCCGUCCUGGAUUCUCGACCUCGGUUGUGCCGCUGAAUCUCUGGAUGCCUUCUUCGGUGAAUAUGGCUGGUACUCAGACCCCACGGUUCCAUUGCCUACGACCACAGACGACCUGUCCACUAUGACAAUUUGUGCUCGUCGCAUCGGCUCCUGCUUCCCGGUUGUACAACUGGCCUCUACAAUGCCAGAUAUCAUCGAUCAAUUUGUUAGCAUUACAGAUGUACGCUAUGAUACCUGGGGGAGCUUGGAAUCCAGGCGUCUAAGUCUCGUGCAUGCGUGCCUGGCUUAUACUCAUCUUCACGGCAAAUUUACACUUAAUACAAGCGCCAAAAUAACAGAGACAUUCCAUCUUCUCCAUGAGAUUGACAUACUUCGCGCAAGCCGUGGUGGAAGGAGCUCUGUGAUGUUCUUCCGUCGAAUUCUGGGAAGAUUGUUUUCGGAGUGGAUGAUCCGAUAG
This is a messenger RNA of Aspergillus luchuensis, 1512 nucleotides long. RefSeq lists its product as uncharacterized. Bases 1 to 1512 code for a protein of 503 amino acids. The record is from RefSeq and is a predicted model, not a curated record. Lineage: Eukaryota; Fungi; Ascomycota; Eurotiomycetes; Eurotiales; Aspergillaceae. The transcript has a single exon.